Penicillium manginii is the source of this 768-nucleotide messenger RNA. RefSeq lists its product as uncharacterized. Bases 1 to 768 code for a protein of 255 amino acids. The transcript has a single exon. Lineage: Eukaryota; Fungi; Ascomycota; Eurotiomycetes; Eurotiales; Aspergillaceae. The record is from RefSeq and is a predicted model, not a curated record.
AUGGUGUCACGCAGCAGCAGCUCUCGUAGUAGCCUCCGCCACGAGAGUAUUCCCGAGUCGUAUGAGCCCAGUCGAGCGGAGUCCCCGCUUCCAUCCUCGGACGAUGAAGGGUUUGGCCCUGCUACGGACACCAUCCGGCCUCGCCGCCAGGCUGAAAAGCAACCUAAGCGUGCUCAUCCUAUCCGCCAUAAAUAUGACACAGUGGACGGACGCACCGGGCACACGCGGCUGCGCUAUCCUGUCCCAAUGCGGUCUCAAACACCUCAAGGUCGCAGCAGUCGUGACCUUGACCCGCUCGCGUCCCCCAGUUCAAUCAACUCAGAAUCCACAUACCGCUCUCGGGAACCUCGAAGCAGUCGCUAUGUGCAACAAGAGUCGAAUCAAUUCCUCGAAGACCGUGUCGCAAACCUAGAACGCCAGAACCAAAUCCUGCAAGCCGCUCUCCUUGCUGCCCUCAACGCAGGCGUGAAGGAUGGCGGAAUGAUGGACGGCUUGCAGGCUGCUCUUUCUCCUCUCUCAGCUGCCCCUCAAACCCCAUACCAGCGUCAAAGUCGGUACCAGCAGCAGCCGCAGUAUAAUUCCCGACCGGAGAGCUGGGUUAGCUCUUCUCGCAGCAGUGAUAACAGUGGUUUUGAAACUCCGGGAUCAGUGCGAGAUAGCCGAGCAAAACUUCGCCAGCUCGAUAACAUGAUUGAGGAUAUCGAGGCUGGAUGGCUGUCUGAUAAGUCGAACAUGAGUGGCCCAUCUCGCAUGGCUCGGAAUCGCUGA